Messenger RNA from Periconia digitata, 1189 nucleotides. The record is from the annotation of a GenBank genome assembly. Lineage: Eukaryota; Fungi; Ascomycota; Dothideomycetes; Pleosporales; Periconiaceae.
UAUAUGCAUAGCACUCUCGUUUACAAAAAAAUGGAUUUCUCACAAUCAUUGAGCCAGACCCGUUAUCAGCCUCUUUCUAUUGAAAAAUCAUUGCGUAACAGCCAGUACCUCCGCAUAUUUCUUCUUUUAGGUGUGAUCUUUGUUUACUCACUAGGACUUAUAUAUCUGGCUCCAUCUCUAUCUUCAAAAUGCACAAACAAUCGGUUUGUAUACUCUCCCGCUGAGAACGCAAUCGAUUAUCAUCGCAUCACAAUCGAUGGAGAUGCGGUCAACAAGUAUAAAGGAAGUCCCUCACCAGAACUUGAUAAAGCAUGGCUGGAUUUGCUACAUGGAUUUAAGAUUCGGGUUACAGCAGAGGAGCUGGAUGCGGUGAACCGAACGUCUACAAAUGCUGAGGAUGGCGAGGGCGGUUAUCUCGCGACAUUGGAUGUUUUUCAUCAUUUGCACUGUCUUUGGAAUGUUAGGCAUUUCUUAGCCCCCGAUUAUUAUAAAGAUCAGGUUGAUCAACACAUUACGAAACCUGGAGAGAUAUAUCCAACGCAUAUCGAUCACUGUCUUGAUUUGAUACGGCAACACCUUAUGUGCCAAGGUGACAUAUCCAUGUAUACAUACGAUUACAUGGAAACCGAUCGGACGAAGAUUAUGCCAAACUUCAAGGUGGAACGCAUGUGUAUGAACUGGGAGCACCUUGCGGCUUGGAUUGAGAAAAGGAGCUACUAGAUGCGUAUUGACAUUGAUGGGAACGCAAAGGCCUGAACAAGACAACUUUUGAUUUAAUUUCUAUUGAAGGUGGUGGGACGUUUGAGCGCUAUCGAUUGCGAAAGUUGGCCCCUAAUAUCAUGUCAAAUUUGAUUUUGGUUGUAGUCCAUUGGGAAUUCUUCUAGGAAUGCAGCUUCGCACCAGAUCAAAAGCCGAAUUUCUUGGGCAUAUCACGCAUUGCCAUGGUGCACGGGAAUUGGAUCUUGGCCAGGAAUGAAGUCAUAAAUGCGUGACAAGGACAGUAUGAGAUACACAGAAGUACAUAAAUCAAGAAUGACAACCAAUCCAAACGAACAACCCAAAAAAUAAAAUCAAACAACCUAUCGGCAUCGUUGUGGGUCUUUGAGGUCUUUCGAUAUCGGCAACUCUGCCUUUGAGGUGGGUAGGACAGUGUUAAUGGAAGUGGAAAGCCUUGUAAGAACUCUGCUCU